CAGCCGCACAGGUCACGUGGACGCGUUGUCACGUGACUGCGUCCAUGGCCCUCCCGUUGGAACCAGUGGCCGUGGUGGACACUGUGGGGUAGGGGCUGUUGGGGCAAGAUGGCGGCGCACCUAUCUUACGGGCGAGUGAACCUGAACGUGCUGCGCGAGGCGGUGCGUCGCGAGCUUCGCGAGUUCCUGGACAAGUGCGCGGGAAGCAAGGCAAUAGUUUGGGAUGAAUACCUAACUGGACCCUUUGGCCUGAUUGCGCAGUAUUCGCUAUUGAAGGAACAUGAAGUGGAAAAAAUGUUCACACUUAAAGGAAGUCGUUUGCCGGCAGCUGAUGUCAAGAAUGUUAUUUUUUUUGUCAGACCCAGGCUAGAGUUGAUGGAUAUAAUUGCUGAAAACGUGCUCAGUGAAGAUAGACGAGGCCCAGCGAGAGAUUUCCACAUUCUGUUUGUGCCACGCCGUAGCCUAUUGUGCGAACAGCGGUUGAAGGAUCUGGGUGUCUUGGGAUCCUUUAUUCAUAGGGAGGAGUACAGCUUAGAUCUCAUUCCAUUCGAUGGGGAUCUCUUAUCCAUGGAGUCAGAAUGUGCAUUCAAAGAGUGCUACCUGGAGGGCGACCAGACGAGCCUGUACCACGCAGCCAAGGGGCUGAUGACCCUCCAAGCUCUGUACGGAACGAUCCCCCAGAUCUUCGGGAAAGGAGAAUGCGCUCGGCAAGUGGCCAAUAUGAUGAUCAGGAUGAAGAGAGAGUUUACAGGAAGCCAGAAUUCAAUAUUUCCUGUUUUUGAUAAUCUCUUGUUGCUUGAUCGGAAUGUGGAUUUAUUAACGCCCCUUGCCACUCAGCUGACAUAUGAAGGACUCAUUGAUGAAAUUUAUGGCAUUCAGAACAGUUAUGUGAAAUUACCUCCAGAGAAAUUUGCACCUAAGAAACAGGGCGAUGGUGGUAAGGACCUCCCCACAGAAGCAAAGAAGCUGCAGCUGAAUUCUGCAGAGGAGCUCUAUGCUGAGAUCCGAGAUAAGAACUUCAAUGCGGUGGGCUCUGUGCUCAGCAAGAAAGCAAAGAUCAUCUCUGCAGCAUUCGAGGAAAGACACAACGCGAAGACUGUGGGGGAGAUCAAGCAGUUUGUUUCCCAGUUGCCACACAUGCAGGCAGCAAGGGGCUCGCUGGCAAACCAUACCUCAAUUGCAGAAUUGAUCAAAGACGUCACUACUUCUGAAGACUUCUUUGAUAAAUUAACCGUGGAACAGGAGUUUAUGUCUGGAAUAGACACCGAUAAGGUCAACAAUUACAUUGAGGAUUGUAUUGCCCAAAAGCACUCAUUGAUCAAGGUGUUAAGACUAGUUUGCCUCCAAUCUGUGUGUAAUAGUGGGCUCAAACAAAAAGUUUUGGAUUAUUACAAAAGAGAGAUUCUCCAGACAUACGGCUAUGAGCACAUAUUGACCUUACAUAACCUGGAGAAGGCUGGCCUGCUGAAACCACAGACGGGGGGCAGAAACAAUUACCCGACUAUUCGGAAAACAUUACGCCUCUGGAUGGAUGAUGUCAAUGAGCAGAACCCCACGGACAUAUCCUAUGUGUACAGUGGCUAUGCCCCACUCAGCGUGCGGCUGGCUCAGCUGCUCUCCCGGCCUGGCUGGCGGAGCAUCGAGGAGGUCCUCCGCAUCCUCCCAGGGCCCCACUUUGAGGAGAGGCAGCCACUGCCCACAGGACUGCAGAAGAAACGUCAACCGGGAGAAAACCGAGUCACUCUGGUGUUUUUCCUCGGGGGCGUAACCUUUGCUGAAAUUGCUGCCCUGCGAUUUCUUUCCCAGUUGGAAGAUGGAGGUACAGAAUAUGUCAUUGCCACCACUAAACUAAUGAAUGGAACCAGUUGGAUAGAGGCUCUGAUGGAAAAACCAUUCUAGGGUGUUCAGAAGAGACCUAACAAGUGUACUGCAGAGUAAACUGCCUCAUUGAAGAAGUUGCUGAAAGGAAGUAAAACCCCAUAGAAGAAACAUGGGGUUACAGAAUAUAACCUGGGGUCAGCUUCUUAAAUUAUACUCCUGUUUACUCCUUUCUCCUUCUCUUUUGUAUUUCUUUUCUUUUGUGGUGGGGGGAUGGAGUUUUGCUCUGUCACCCAGGCUGGAGUACAAUGGCCUGAUCUCACCUCACUGCAACCUCCGCCUCCUGGGUUCAAGUGAUUCUCCUGCCUCAGCCUCCUGAGUAGCUGGUACUGCAGGCAUGCGACACCACGCCUGACUAAUUUUUCUAUUUUUAGUAGAGAUGGUGUUUCACCAUGUUGGCUAGGCUGGUCCUGAACUCCUGACCUCAGGUGAUCCACCUGCCUCAUCCUCCCACAAUACUGGGAUUACAGGUGUGAGCCACCAUGCCUGGCCUCUAAUCUUCUGAAGAAAGAAGAAUAGAAGAGAAUCAGCCUGAGUGAAAGAAGCACUGGUUUUGAGGUUUCUAAGCUCAGGGUCUUCAUUAGAGACCUCUGGAAAUACGUUAAGGAUGGUGGGGGUAGAUAUACAUUCAGCCACACAAAUGGGGCCAGCUCUUAAAGCUGAGACUAAGGAGGUAAAACUGGAAAUAAAAAGAGGAAGUCCAUCCC
Messenger RNA from Sapajus apella (tufted capuchin), 2585 nucleotides. It is a transcript of the gene VPS33A, whose product is annotated as VPS33A core subunit of CORVET and HOPS complexes. The transcript is spliced from 13 exons. Bases 109 to 1899 code for a protein of 596 amino acids. The record is from RefSeq and is a predicted model, not a curated record. Gene Ontology annotation, cellular component: lysosome; CORVET complex. Gene Ontology annotation, biological process: intracellular protein transport; vesicle-mediated transport. Lineage: Eukaryota; Metazoa; Chordata; Mammalia; Primates; Cebidae.